UUCAGACAUGUGCAGCCACCGCCCGGCGUACGGAGUAGUAGCCCAUCGCAAGAGCCCGCGGGCGCUAGGCUUGCUUGCAGUCCAGGUCAUUCCGGGCCACCGUACCAACCACCUCCGCAGAUCCGAUACCGAUACACCAGAGCAAUUAGAAGCUACUACGGAGUACCUUAAUGACUAUAUUGCACUAGGUUGACCUCCUCGUGCAAUUUAUCAAUCCGGGACAACAAGCUCCCACCCAUCCUCCCAAUCCACCAGCAGAAUGGGAUUCUUCUCCCGCCUCCUCACCCUAUUCGGGUUGGUCUUGCUUGCCCAUGCCUCCCGCCUCAACCCGCUCCACUCCACCACCACCACCACAACAACCACGCACCUCCCGCCGGACAUCAUCAUCGAAGCCCUGGUAUCCUUGAUCGUCGUCUCCAUGGGCCUCGUCCUGGGCACCGAGAAACUCAAACCCAUCAGCUGGAGCGAAUGGGCGGGCCAGAUCGAGCGCGAGGGGAAAGGGCGCCAUCCGUAUCGGCGGUUGGAGGAGCGGUAUGGGUUUUGGGAUGUUAGGGCGAAGAGAAAGGAGUUUGCGGAUUGGAUCCGGGGCACGGAUUUGGGGGAUGUGGUGGAGGAGGUCGAGAAGAAAUGAUGCUCUGUCUCUGGGUUGUGGUUUUGGGGUGGAUGGGGUUGGGCUGGGCUUGUGGGGGAGGCUGUGUUCCCUCGGGAUCAAGCAAAAGGCAUGGUCUGGGUAGGUAGAUUAG
Molecule: messenger RNA, 743 nt
Organism: Aspergillus aculeatinus CBS 121060
Lineage: Eukaryota; Fungi; Ascomycota; Eurotiomycetes; Eurotiales; Aspergillaceae
Product: membrane magnesium transporter family protein
Exons: 3
Coding region: 260-631 (123 amino acids)
Biological process (GO): protein folding in endoplasmic reticulum
Cellular component (GO): EMC complex
Source: RefSeq, a predicted model, not a curated record